This is a messenger RNA of Pezoporus occidentalis (night parrot), 1069 nucleotides long. Its product is annotated as cytochrome b-like. The record is from RefSeq and is a predicted model, not a curated record. The transcript has a single exon. Gene Ontology annotation, molecular function: quinol-cytochrome-c reductase activity. Gene Ontology annotation, cellular component: membrane. Lineage: Eukaryota; Metazoa; Chordata; Aves; Psittaciformes; Psittacidae. Gene Ontology annotation, biological process: mitochondrial electron transport, ubiquinol to cytochrome c.
AUGGCUGAAGUUCUACCAUGAGGCCAAAUAUCAUUCUGAGGAGCUACAGUCAUUACAAACCUAUUCUCCGCUAUUCCUUACAUAGGACAAACCCUAGUAGAAUGAGCCUGAGGCGGAUUCUCGGUAGACAAUCCCACCCUAACUCGAUUCUUUGCCUUACACUUCCUACUCCCAUUCAUUAUCGCCAGCCUAGCCCUCAUUCACCUAACCUUCCUCCACGAGUCAGGAUCAAACAACCCCCUAGGCAUCUCAUCAAACUGUGACAAAAUCCCAUUCCACCCAUACUUCUCCCUAAAAGACCUCGUAGGAUUCUCAUUCAUGCUCUUCCUACUCACCACCAUUACCCUAUUCUCACCAAACCUCCUAGGAGACCCCGAAAACUUUACACCAGCAAACCCCCUAGUAACCCCCCCACACAUCAAGCCAGAAUGAUACUUCCUAUUUGCAUACGCAAUCCUACGCUCAAUCCCUAACAAACUAGGAGGAGUCCUAGCCCUAGCAGCCUCCGUGUUAAUCCUAUUCUUAGCCCCGCUCCUCCACAAAUCAAAACAACGCACCCUAGCUUUCCGCCCCAUCUCCCAACUCCUAUUCUGAGCCCUCGCCGCUAAUCUAUUCAUCCUGACAUGAGUGGGAAGUCAACCAGUAGAACACCCAUUCAUCAUCAUCGGGCAACUAGCCUCACUAACUUACUUCACCAUCAUCCUAAUCCUAUUCCCCAUCAUCUCCUUCCUAGAAAACAAAGCCCUCAACUAACUCUAAUAGUUUACAAAAAACAUUGGUCUUGUAAACCAAAGAACGAAGGCCCCCCCCUUCUUAGAGUUAAUCAGAAAAAGAGGACUGAACCUCUAUCACCAACUCCCAAAGCUGGUAUUUUACAUUAAACUAUUCUCUGACCCUAAACAGCCCGAAUAGUCCCCCGAGACAACCCCCGCACAAGCUCCAACACAACAAACAGAGUCAACAACAACCCCCAACCCGCCACCAAAAAUAUCCCCACCCCACAAGAAUAAAACAGAGCCACCCCAUUAAAAUCCAACCGAGUAAAAAACACCCCCCCACCAUCAACAGU